AUGUCUGGAUUCGAAGUAGCCGGAGUUGCGAUCGGUAUCGCACCCAUCGUGUUCAAGGCGGUAGCGGAGAGCAUGAGGAUACUAGAAGAUACGAUACGAUUCGAUGACGAUGCGGAAGACCUGGUAAUCCGGAUUGAAACAGCGAAGGUGCAUCUAAGCAUCUGGGCUACAAGUGUUGGGCUCGCCGAGGGCGAGCUUGUGCCGGCUUUGCACCCGAUAAACGAUCUCAUCGUGAGAACGCUACAGCGCAUCGAAUUACUCGUUACCAACCUCGAACAGCAUGGGAAUAAAUACGGCUUGCAACUCAGAGAGACUGUUGAUGCGGAACCUAAGAGGACGAGCGCUAUGGCGCUGCAGAUGAGGCGGAGCUUGCACCGCGUGUUGAGAAGAUCAGAUCCAAAAAGGAACCUGGAGGCUUUCAUCCAAGCCGAGAAGUUGAACGAAUCUGUGACUAACAAGAAACAAAUUGGAGUUGCAAGUCGUCUGUUUUGGGCUGUCCGGGAUAAAGAGAAGUUUGAGCAUUUUGUCUACACUCUCGAAACCCAUAUCAGUGGGCUGCACAAGCUGGUCUUUGAAGAUCAGCGGAAAGAGGUACAACAAGAGGAAACGCGUUUCAGUUUCCACAUAGUCCAAGAGAUAACUGAUAUAGGGAGGCUGUCGCUGCUCCAAAACUCCCCACCGGAUGAGAGAAGAUCUCCAGAGGUGGAUGUUGCGUAUCUCGCACAAUGUAAAGCCAUAACGCUACAAGAAGUAGCCUCAUUGCCAAGAAAGUCCAAAAUCGAUGAUUGGAGUCUUAGUGACACCACUCUUGCAGACCUGACCAGGAUUCGUUUCCUUAAACCUGGACAUGACGAUCCUGGGGUUGCAUACCUGUACGAGAAGAAGGAAUAUGAUCCAAACAUAUCGGAACAGGACAAAGAUAUCCUGCAUGAGCGCAUUCGUAGACUGGUCUCGCUUCUGGGCAAACCUGGCAGCCAACGCCAUCUCCAAACUUUGCAAGCAGUUGGAUAUACGGAUGAUCCAGGUCGCCACUGCUGGUGGAUCGUCUUUCGUUUUCCGCUGAGUCCGCUUGAUACUUUGGGAUCCGCCGCAAGCGAGCCACUUUCUUUACGCAAACUCUUCGAUUCUCCGUUCAAGCCCGCACUCGAAACGCGAUACAGGCUCGCCAGGCGUAUAGCCUACACCUUCGCUAAGCUUUAUGGCAGUAACUGGAUGCACAAAGGCAUCAAUAGUAAUAACAUCAUCUUUCCGGAAGUCUACACCACGAAUGCUGUCGUUGGGUUUCGGCAAUUCGAAACUGCCUUGGUUCAGGGCUUCGGUUACUCCCGUCAGUAUACCGAGGCCCAAACCAUUGACCGUGGAAAAGUUCUGCAUGACUUAGAAGCAGCCAUAUAUCGGCAUCCGCUGUAUCAAGGCGAGACAGCCUCUGGAUAUCAGAUUCACUACGAUAUCUACUCCUUGGGUCUAGUGCUAUUCGAGAUUGCGCUGUGGUCUCCCCUCAUGGCGUUACUGGCUGCCAAGUACAAGCCUGGAAAGGUACCACCGGUCGCUUUGUCGCCAGACAUGAAGCAGUUUUAUGAGCUCGAGGCAAAGGAGCUCCACAGAAGGGUAAACUUACGUGUUGACGCUGAAGUCGCGUAUCGCGUGGGCACGAAGUACAAGAACGCGGUUCAUUGGUGCUUGAACCUCAAAGGGCCAGUCACCGCGAUUGACUUCUAUAACAUAGUCGCUGUUCCGUUAGAUGACCUCUGUAGCUCGAGUUAG
Messenger RNA from Alternaria arborescens, 1764 nucleotides. RefSeq lists its product as hypothetical. The transcript has a single exon. Gene Ontology annotation, molecular function: protein kinase activity; ATP binding. The coding region runs from base 1 to 1764 and encodes 587 amino acids. NCBI's taxonomy places the organism in Eukaryota, Fungi, Ascomycota, Dothideomycetes, Pleosporales, Pleosporaceae. Gene Ontology annotation, biological process: protein phosphorylation. The record is from RefSeq and is a predicted model, not a curated record.